UUGAGUGGCUGGGCAGCACUGUCCGAUACUUGUGUUAUCGAUAAGUGUACAGCUGAUUGCUGCAAAACAAACGCAAUGUUCCAGCAACUGUGCAGAUCUCAUUUAACAAAAGUACGAUGGCCAAGUUCAGUGCCUGCUGCGAUGCAACAGUUAAAUCAACGCCGUCUCGGUACUGCCGCAAGAACCACCACAACACCGGACCUCGACCAAGCUGCCUUUUCCGAAUGGCGAACCAUUUACAGCCUGCCAUCAAUACGUCUGGUGGCUGCAUUUAACAGACUCAAAAUCUAUCAGGCUGCUCUCACAGCCGCUGGAGCGCCCAUUGCCUUUGCACUUGGACAGGCCGGGCACGUUGCAUCGGAUGCACUGGGAAUCUAUGCCGCCAUAGGUGUUAGCGGACUGAUAACUCUAACCCUGGCCAGUUAUGCCUCAACAAAUCUUGUUGGCUUCAUCUACAUCAACGAGCAGCAGGACAUGCUGAAGCUUGCCUAUGUGGAUUUCUGGGGCCGACGCGAAGAGACUUUGGUGGAGGUCGAUGAUUUGUUGCCCAGCUGGGAGCGCGGAGCAACGAGUCGACUGAGAUUCGUUCUGCCCAUUAGCCUACGGAGUGAUGACAAAAGGCGCUACAAGUUGUUGAAUCGCUUCGGCAACAUUGCCGAUCCGCAACUAUUUGAGGGUCUCUUUGGCGAUUGAUAAGCAGAGGAGACUGGCGACUGGAGACACUUGUUACUUGUUACAUGCUAGAUGUGCAAACGUUUAUUUGUACUAAUAAGAUCAAGCUAAAUCUAUCAGUUAAGGCAAA
Molecule: messenger RNA, 802 nt
Organism: Drosophila subobscura
Lineage: Eukaryota; Metazoa; Arthropoda; Insecta; Diptera; Drosophilidae
Product: transmembrane protein 186
Exons: 2
Coding region: 76-693 (205 amino acids)
Cellular component (GO): mitochondrion
Source: RefSeq, a predicted model, not a curated record